Colletotrichum truncatum is the source of this 1149-nucleotide messenger RNA. Its product is annotated as fasciclin domain-containing protein. NCBI's taxonomy places the organism in Eukaryota, Fungi, Ascomycota, Sordariomycetes, Glomerellales, Glomerellaceae. The record is from RefSeq and is a predicted model, not a curated record. Gene Ontology annotation, cellular component: fungal-type vacuole membrane. Gene Ontology annotation, biological process: macroautophagy.
AUGCAGGUCAAGAACCUCCUUCCCCUGGCUCUGGCCACCACCACUGCCCUCGCCCAGAACCUCACCGAGGCUCUGGCUUCGCAGAACUCGAGCCUGUCACAACUCACAGCGCUCUUGGGCUCCCAACCCGCCCUCGUCCAGGCCCUUUCCCAGGCCCGGGACCUCACCAUCCUGGCCCCGAGCAAUGAAGCCCUCGAGGAAUUCCUCAAGAGUCCAGGUGCAGCAUCCGCAGCUACCGACCCGAGCCUCGUCGCUGCCAUCCUCCAGUACCACGUCCUGAACGGCACCUACUACGCCUCCAACUUCACCCAGGAGCCGCAGUUCAUCCCAACCCUUCUCCAGAACCAGACCUACGCCAACGUUACCGGCGGCCAGCGCCUGCAGGCCCAGACUGUCGGCGGCAACGUCACUUUCUUCUCUGCCCUUCGGGAGAACUCGACUGUCGUCACGGGCAACGUCAACUUCACUGCUGGAACCAUCCACAUCAUCGACAAGGUCCUCUCCGUGCCCCAGGGUAUCAACACUACCCUGCAGGCUGCGAACCUCACCGCUGCCGUCGGUGCUAUUCGCACUGCCAAUGUUAGCACUGCGUUGUCCACUGCCAAGGAUUUGACCAUCUUCGUGCCCAACAACGAGGCCUUCCGCUCCAUUGGCAGUCUUGCCGGCAGCCUGAACUCGGCUCAGCUUGCCAGCAUUCUCAGCUACCACGUCGUUGCUGGCGAGGUUCUCUACAGCACGGAUAUCAGCAAUGCGUCCGUUGGAACUCUCGGCGGCGGUAACGCUACCAUUCGUGUCAUUAACGAAACCGUCUACGUGAACAACGCCAAGGUUGUCAUUCCCGACAUUCUCGUCGCAAAUGGUGUUGUCCACGUCAUUGACAGUGUCUUGAACCCCAACAACACGGGCGGCGAGCCUGACACGACCGCAUCGACCCGCCCGCCUGCUUUCACUGGUGCCAACACCGCCACCGACGGCGCGAACCCCUUCACCAGCGGUGUCCAGGGGCCGACUUCGACCGCUCCCGUCGCUACAGAGACCGGUGGUGGUGUCCGUGAGACUACGAGCAGCACCCAGGCCGCACCCAUGAGGACUGCUGCCGUCGGCGCGGCUGCGCUGUUCGGCGGUUUCGCUGCUUACAUCAACAUCUAA